This is a messenger RNA of Penicillium olsonii, 930 nucleotides long. NCBI's taxonomy places the organism in Eukaryota, Fungi, Ascomycota, Eurotiomycetes, Eurotiales, Aspergillaceae. The record is from the annotation of a GenBank genome assembly.
AUGAACACAAUGGCUUCGAAACCCAAUGUUGCAUUUAUCGGGCUGGGUGCUAUGGGGAUAGGAAUGGCCAUACACCUGCUCGACGACGGAUUUCCCGUAACCGGCUUUGAUGUCAAUCCCAUGGCUCUGGAAAGACUGCUCGCCAUGGGUGGUAUACCUGCUACUAGCCCAAUAGAGUGUGUUCGGGAUGCAUCGCUUAUUGUCUGCAUGGUUGCGAACUCUACACAGACCGAAGAUGUAUUCUUCGCCGACGCGACGGGCGCAGUCUUUGGCUUGGCACAAAACGCGGUUGUGGUAUUGUGCUCAACUGUUGCUCCGGGGUUUCCAGUGAAGCUCCUGAACCGCAUUCAUCGAGAAUUUCAAAGAUCAGACAUUGAAUUGGUGGAUUGCCCUGUGUCUGGUGGAACGACACGCGCCGCUCGAGGAUCGCUGACCAUUCUCUCGUCGGGCGGGAAGGAGGGUUUGAGUACCGCUCAGCCAUUAUUGAAGUCAAUGAGCGAAACGCUAUAUGAAAUUGAGGGAGGACUGGGUGCUGCAAACAAGGUCAAACUCGUCAAUCAGCACCUUGCUGGUAUUCAUAUUGCGGCUUCUGCCGAGGCAAUGGGGCUAGCUGCAACGUUGGGAGUGAAUACAAAAGAAUUCUAUGAGAAGGUUUUGAAAAGUCCAGCAUGUAGUUGGAUGUUCGAAAACAGAGUCCCUCACAUGCUUUCCAAUGACUGGACACCUCACUCUGCUAUCAGUAUCUUUGUCAAAGACAUGGUAAGACUUUUCCCCCUUGGUCGCAACCUGGAAUUUCCUCCCAUCUUGAACUCUCCACUGACAUCUACUGCAGCGAAUUGUGACCUCAGAAGGCCUUCUUCAAGAUUUCCCACUUUAUAUUGCAUCUGCGACCGAGCGACUUUAUCAAUACGCCGCGCGCAUGGGAUAUGA